Culex pipiens pallens (northern house mosquito) is the source of this 2048-nucleotide messenger RNA. RefSeq lists its product as uncharacterized. The record is from RefSeq and is a predicted model, not a curated record. Bases 97 to 819 code for a protein of 240 amino acids. Lineage: Eukaryota; Metazoa; Arthropoda; Insecta; Diptera; Culicidae. The transcript is spliced from 2 exons.
UUCCGUUCGGAUGAACAUCUGACAGCGAACAGCGAACAACAAGGAGUAGUUUUGUUUGGUAGUUAGCAGCAGUUUUAGUGAUCGAGUAGCAGCAUCAUGAAGUUGAUCAUCUGUGUGUUAGGCUUGUGCGCCCUGGCCGCCGCCCAGGACAACUUCAAGGAGUGCCUGGACAAGGACUCCAUCUCCUGUGUGCAAAUGAUGUUCUACCGCAAGGCCCGUGAGUUCUUCGACCAGCCCCAGAUCAGCCUGGCCGGUGGGUUGGCCUUCGUGAAGGCCGCCGGCCGCGACUCGCGCUCCUUCAACGCCGACAGCGCCAUCGUCGAAACCGCCAACAACGUCGAAACGCGCGAGGAAGCCCUGGAGAACUACGUGCUCGAGCGCACGAAGAACUUCUUCCAGGAGCGCUCGCUGAACCUGGACAUGGCCAACGCCGCCCGCAGCCUGUCCACCGUGAUCCCCGAGGACGUGAAGGUGUCGAUGCGCGCCCUCGUGUCGGAGGCCCGCGGCAAGAAGAAGAUCCUCAAGUCGCUGCUGCCGAUCCUCGGUCUGGUCAAGCUAAAGAUCGUCGGUCUGGCCAUCUUGGCCCUGUUCGGAAUUGCCCUGAUCGCCAAGAAGGCUUUGAUCGUGUCCGUGAUCGCGCUGAUCCUGUCCAAGUUCCUGUUCCUGAAGAAGCUGCUGUCCGGCAAGAAGGAGGAAUCGCACGCCUACCACGGAUCGUCCGGCGGAUGGGCCGAGUCGAGCGGAUACGGUGACUACGGUGCCCACAGCCAGCCUGCCCACUCGAUCGCCUACGCCGGCCACAAGCCCGUCCGGAAGUAAGAGGAAAGUGCAGGGAGGAGGCCAUAUUCGACACGAAAAAUCCCCAACACCACCAUUACCAAGUACGGGGUACGACCCCCACCAGCAGGAAGAGAACGAGACAAAUUAAUUUAUUGAAAUUAUUUAUUACCACGUUUUUUUUUUUUGUUCGAGCGAUUAAUUUAUUGUUAGCGUAACAUACGAGACUCCGCUUCGAAUGUUGUUGAGAUUUGUUUUUGUUUUCUUGUUUAGGAUCUUUUUUUUCUCUUGUCUUCAACUCUGCUCCUUCUAACCAAAACACACACACACUUCAUCAUCCUAACGGGGCUGUUCCUCGUUUUCGGAGGGACAACCCACAUCUUUGUCUACUUUUUAUACGUUCUAGUCUGUAUUUUAUCUUUACCAAGGCUGAUUAAGGUAAUUUGAUCAGUGUCAAAGAAGCUGAAAAUAGAAAUAAUUAAGCUCCAUCUAUCACCGCAAUACACUAACCGCUACUUUUUCUAGUCUCUCAAAGCCCGACUCGCGCGCUCAAUCUUGCUUCCCAGCGGGAAAUCUGUGCGCCGACUGUCACAGCUUGACAGCUUCCGGUGGCGCUCGCGAAAUGCCCUAACCAAACUCUUAUCCCAAUCUAAAUCUCUCACUCUUCCGUGCUAGAUUUCAGCCACUCCGGUCAUUUUACCGCUACCGAUUCGGGGCUCUCUCUCUCUUCAACUCUUCAUUUAACGACUUCUUCAACUUCUUUCUUCUCUCCCCUCUCACCCCGAAGUGGUUUCAUUUUUCGUGCCUCGAUCUUGCUAAUCUCUUAAUUUCUUUUUUUUUUCCUCUCUCUCUCUUACUUAUUCGAGCAAUUUCGCGCCAUUGGCGGCGAAACGGGAAGUCGAGCAGUAAAUAAAACGUCGACAAAGAAGAUCGCGAGCGAGAGCGUGCCCGCGCGCGUUACUGUUAUUAUCUCUAACUUUAUUUAAAGUAAUAGUAGUGAUCUGUCCGUGCAGCUCUGACGGGCACUUGUGCAUUCUUCUGCCAUUCUUUUUCACCCCUCUCUUUACUCUACACUUCCAUUUCUGGACUCUACCUCUUCCCUUUCCCCUCACUCUUAAUAAUGUUGUUUAAUUUUUCAUACUUUUUCUGUUCCACUCGAGAAAAAGAAGAGAAGAAAAUAAGCGAAGAAGAAAUACUUGUGCAAAACCACUUGUAAAUAAAAAAAACAUAAAUAAUGAAAAGAAACUACAGUCAAUCUGUGCAAAACCAAA